UAGCAUCCUCAUUCCCAAUCCCUUGAUUCCCUUCCCCGUUCUGGGUCCCGGUUGGUAAUAUGAAAUGAACCAGAAGCUACGAGUCCCGAUAGCUUCCUCUUUCUGAUUGGUGGCAGGCUGCCGCUUAAAGGACACGAGUGACGCAGAAGAAACUAGGGACUGAAGGAGUGAGGGAGGGACUAAAGGAACGAAGCCGUCGGACAUGGCCGGAAGAAAUCGGCUCCCGCCAAAUGCCCUAAAACUUCGAGAAGCGCCGCUCGCGAUGGGGGGCCACCUCCCUCCCCAUCCUGCCCUAAUCGAAGAUCCUCUCUUGCCUUUACCCAUCCACCGCGUCCCUUUGCCAUUACCUGGCGCUGCUGCUCGCCCCCACCCUGUCAUCAUCGAAGAGCGCCUUGUCGCUCAGCACCGGGAGAUCCAAUCCCUUCUCCUUGACAAUCAACGGCUUGCAGCUACUCACGUGGCCCUCAAGCAGGAGCUUGCCGUCGCUCAGCAAGAUCUCCGCCACUUAUCGGCUGCUGCGGCCGAUGUUAAGGCCGAGAGAGACGCUCAGGUCAGAGAAGUCUACGAGCGGUCGUUGAAGAUGGAGGCCGAGGUCCGGUCGAUCGACACUCUGAAUGCCGAGUUGGCUCAGGUCAGGGCUGAUGUACAGAAGUUGACUGUGGCCAGGCAGGAUCUCACUGCCCAGUUGCAGGCCCUCAACAGCGACUUUACACGGUCCCGGGCCGAGUUGCAGCAAGUUCCGGCUAUCCAGGCCGAGAUUGAAACCAUGCACCAGGAGCUCCAAAGAGGAAGGGCUGCUGUUGAAUAUGAGAAAAAGGCGCAUGCUGAUAACCUUGAACACAGUCAAGCAAUGGAGAAAAAUAUGAUUUCCAUGGCUCGUGAGGUUGAAAAGUUGCGGGCUGAGCUCGCUAAUGCAGAGAAGAGAGCACGAGCAGCUGCAGCAGCAGCAGCAGCAGCUAACCCAGUUUCUGGAUAUGCUGGAAGUUAUGGAAACCCUGAGAUGGGAUAUGGAGGAAAUUAUUAUUCUGAUCCUUAUGCCAUGCAUCAGGUUCAAGGUGGAGCUGAUGCUGGUUCUCAAUAUGGAUCUGGAGCAAUUUCACACAGUCCAUAUGACAUGCAACGAGCUCACAUACAUAGAUGAGCUGGUUAUUGGUGUUACCACCUAAUUUCAAAGUUUUUUCUUUGUUUUUUUGGUUUUGGGGCACUUAGGAUCUCUUGUAGCUCCACCAGGCCUUUAAGUUCUAUCGGAGGCAUUUUAUUAUUAGCAACAGUGUUCAUGGGUGUUCUGAUGUCCAAAGUUUUGUUUCCAUUUUUGGAUGGACGGAUAUUUGAUGAUCAGCCACCUAUAUAUGAAUUACAACAACCUGAUGAUGGCCUUCGCUUUUGGUUUUCAAUUUAUGAUUUUGUGCUUCUAUUCCAGUACUCUAUGUAUUAAUAUGUACAUUACUUAUGUUCAUGUGAAAUGUGACUGUGAUUGGUUUAAAGAUUAA
Messenger RNA from Nelumbo nucifera (sacred lotus), 1490 nucleotides. Its product is annotated as protein FLX-like 1. The record is from RefSeq and is a predicted model, not a curated record. NCBI's taxonomy places the organism in Eukaryota, Viridiplantae, Streptophyta, Magnoliopsida, Proteales, Nelumbonaceae.